Molecule: messenger RNA, 942 nt
Organism: Lolium perenne
Lineage: Eukaryota; Viridiplantae; Streptophyta; Magnoliopsida; Poales; Poaceae
Source: RefSeq, a predicted model, not a curated record
CUUCCUCGGCAUCACCAUCUCCGGCGGCACACCACAUUAGACAUUACCCACAACGCCGCAAGAGACAGAAGAAGCUAGCAGCAGCACGAGCAGGACCGCUUAUUCACAGAGAAGAAGACGCCGUACCCUUUACAAUGGGUCUCUGCGUGUCGUGCGAUGCCGCGGCAGACGGCGCCAUGACCGCGAGGGUGGUGCUGCCCAGCGGCGAGCUCCGGGAGUACUCUCAGCCGGCCACCGCGGCAGUGGCGCUCGAGGAGGUCGGCCACGGCAAGCAGGGGUGGUUCCUCUGCGACGCCGACGCGAUGGGGCUCCAUGGCUCCGUCGCCGCGGUUCCCGGCGCCGACGAGCUUCGGCCGGGGCAGAUCUACUUCGUGCUCCCGGCCGAGAUGCUGCACCGCAGCGUCACCCUCGAGGAGGUGGCCGCGCUCGCCGUCAAGGCCAGCUCCGCCCUCGUCAAGGCCUCGUCUGCCGGCGGCCGGCGCCGACGAGGCUCGGUCGUGCCACUCGUGUUUGAACCGUCGGAGGAAGAUUACUCCGACGAUUCGGUGAUGACCAUCGUCGCGGCGAAGCAGGCCGUGGUCCAGAAGCGGGUGGUGGCGUGCCGCGGCGGGAGGUCGCCGACGAGAUUCUCUCCCGACUUGACCGCCAUCCCGGAGAGUGAGUAGAGACAGCACUAGAAAAACAACAACCAGCACCAUCUCGCUGGUCUUGCGUUCCACGUCCGUGCCGCCGGAGCUGGAUCGGGCGGCGGAAGGAGCCGAGAUAGAAAUGGGUGAAUCCACGUAGAACUAGCGGCGUUUUUCGUGUUGAUAAUUUAGGCUUCAGAUAAAACCACCAAGGCAAUGUAGAUAUGGGUCGGUGUAAAUAUGAGUUUCGGGCAAACAACGCCAGUGUAAGUAUUCCUGCAUAAAAAUGUCAAUGUAAAUAUGAAUGGCAUGUACA